Naumovozyma dairenensis CBS 421 is the source of this 2625-nucleotide messenger RNA. RefSeq names its product TFIIH/NER complex ATPase/helicase subunit SSL2 (gene SSL2). Gene Ontology annotation, molecular function: ATP binding; 3'-5' DNA helicase activity; DNA binding. Gene Ontology annotation, cellular component: transcription preinitiation complex; nucleotide-excision repair factor 3 complex; transcription factor TFIIH holo complex. NCBI's taxonomy places the organism in Eukaryota, Fungi, Ascomycota, Saccharomycetes, Saccharomycetales, Saccharomycetaceae. The transcript has a single exon. Bases 1 to 2625 code for a protein of 874 amino acids. The record is from RefSeq and is a predicted model, not a curated record. Gene Ontology annotation, biological process: nucleotide-excision repair; transcription initiation at RNA polymerase II promoter.
AUGGCAGAAACUGAAGACGUUACACCAAGAACCAGUGGGAAAAUAUUCCCAGAAAUGAACGAUGCUUUCUUUUCUGAUAAUGAAUCUGUUGCUACAGAUGAAGAAAAUGAUGACUUGAAUGAUAAUGUUGUUCAAGUUGACAAUCUACACAAUGAUGAUGGUGAUAAUAACGAUGACGAAGAAUAUGGAGAAGAUUCCUUUGGCACAACUCCUUCACUUCUACGGAAAUCAACCACAUCGAAAAGAACUAACAGAAGAUCAAGGGCAAGUCAGAAUGAUUCAGAAACGGCAAACAAACUUGCAGCAAAGGAUCAAAGUUUCCUACAUUCAGCAAAUAGUGAUAUCCCCACAGAUUUCAUCCCUGAUACAGUCUCCGGUAUGUUUAGAUCUCACGAUUUCAGUUAUUUGAAACUAAGGCCAGAUCACGCAUCAAGACCCAUUUGGAUUUCUCCAAGUGAUGGUAGAAUCAUUUUGGAAAGUUUCUCCCCCUUAGCGGAACAGGCUCAAGAUUUCUUAGUCACUAUUGCCGAACCAAUAAGUAGACCCUCACAUAUGCAUGAAUAUAAAAUUACCGCUUACUCAUUAUACGCGGCAGUGUCUGUCGGUUUAGAAACCGCUGAUAUAUUAUCUGUUUUGGAUAGAUUAUCAAAAGUUCCGGUUGCUCAAUCUAUCAUUGAUUUCAUUGAGGGGGCAACGAUAUCAUAUGGGAAAGUUAAGUUGGUUAUUAAACAUAAUAGGUAUUUUGUAGAAACUACUCAAGCUGAUAUAUUACAAAUGUUAUUGAAGGAUUCUAUUAUAGGACCUCUCAGGAUAGAUAGUGAACUUCAACAAAAGAAACAAGAUGAUGAGGAACAAAAAAAGCAAUCAAUACUAAAAGCAAAAUCAAAUAAAAACAGAAAUAAUACCAAUACUAAUAAUAAAAACACAAAAAAUAAGGAUAAUAUAAAUCCAGAUGACGUGGAGGCAAUGUUUAGUGCCGUUGUAGGAGGUGACAACGAACAAGAUGAUGAAGAUGAUGAUAUAGAUGCUGUUCAUUCAUUUGAAAUUGCCAAUGAAUCAGUGGAAAUCGUCAAGAAAAGAUGCCAAGAAAUUGAUUACCCUGUUUUGGAAGAGUACGAUUUUAGAAAUGAUCAUCGUAAUCCUGAUUUAGAUAUAGAUUUAAAGCCAUCCACUCAAAUUCGUCCAUAUCAAGAAAAAUCCCUAAGUAAAAUGUUUGGUAAUGGUCGUGCAAGAAGUGGGAUUAUUGUUUUACCCUGUGGUGCCGGGAAAACUUUAGUGGGGAUCACAGCAGCAUGUACUAUCAAAAAAUCUGUCAUUGUCUUAUGUACAUCUUCUGUCUCAGUUAUGCAAUGGAGACAACAAUUCUUACAAUGGUGUACUUUACAACCUGAAAAUUGUGCCGUUUUCACUUCAGAUAAUAAAGAAAUGUUUCAAACCGAGUCGGGGCUCGUCGUAUCAACAUAUUCAAUGGUAGCAAAUACAAGAAAUAGAUCGCAUGAUUCACAAAAAGUUAUGGAUUUCUUAACUGGUAGAGAAUGGGGAUUUAUUAUCUUAGAUGAAGUUCAUGUCGUCCCCGCGGCAAUGUUCCGUAGAGUGGUCUCUGCUAUUGCAGCUCACGCUAAAUUGGGACUAACUGCAACAUUGGUCAGAGAAGAUGAUAAAAUUAGUGAUUUGAAUUUCCUUAUUGGACCAAAAUUAUAUGAAGCCAAUUGGAUGGAAUUAUCACAAAAAGGUCACAUUGCAAAUGUUCAAUGUGCUGAAGUUUGGUGUCCCAUGACUGCAGAAUUUUAUCAAGAAUAUUUAAGAGAAAGUGCUAGAAAGAGAAUGUUAUUAUAUAUAAUGAAUCCUACGAAAUUCCAAGCCUGUCAAUUCUUAAUUCAGUACCAUGAAAGAAGAGGUGAUAAAAUCAUUGUCUUUUCCGAUAAUGUCUAUGCCUUACAGGAAUAUGCUUUGAAGUUGGGGAAACCUUUCAUUUAUGGAUCUACUCCACAACAAGAACGUAUGAACAUUUUACAAAAUUUUCAAUAUAAUGAUCAAAUAAAUACCAUUUUCUUAUCGAAAGUUGGUGAUACAUCCAUUGAUUUACCUGAAGCUACAUGUUUAAUUCAAAUAUCUUCUCAUUAUGGAUCACGUCGUCAAGAAGCACAACGGUUGGGUAGAAUAUUAAGGGCCAAGAGACGUAACGAUGAAGGGUUUAAUGCAUUCUUUUACUCCUUAGUUUCUAAGGAUACCCAAGAAAUGUACUAUUCGACGAAGAGACAAGCUUUUUUAGUGGAUCAAGGUUAUGCCUUUAAAGUUAUUACGCAUUUACAUGGGAUGGAAAAUUUACCAAAUUUAGCGUAUGCAUCACCAAGAGAACGUAGAGAAUUAUUACAAGAAGUUUUGUUGAAGAAUGAAGAAGCUGCUGGCCUGGAGAUUGGAGAUGAUGCUGAUAAUAGUAUUGGCCGUGGUGGUAAUCUAUAUAAGAGAGGUAAAUCGAAAGCAGUUAGAGGUGAAGGUUCUUUGGCAGGUUUAGCUGGUGGUGAAGACAUGGCUUACAUGGAAUAUAGUACCAAUAAGAAUAAAGAAUUGAAGGAACACCAUCCAUUGAUUCGUAAGAUGUAUUAUAAGAAUCUAAAGAAAUGA